GUUGUUUUGUCAUGCGGUCACAGAUCUGCAGAAGCCACAGUAAACAAUGUUGAAGAAACUUUUUUUUGUAGGUCUUCUGGCCAUUAUUGUGCAUCAUAUUGUAACAUUAACACUUAUUUUGGGAGCUUUCAAAACUGUCUACAAUCAUAAACCAGGCCCAUGCAAAGUAGUCCCAGGCAUUGUUAAUGGCUCAGAAGAUAUUGCUGUCCUUCCAAAUGGAUUAGCUUUCAUCAGUUCAGGUAUAGAUAUUUUUAAACUCUCUCCUGAUGCUGAUCCAAGAAUUCAAUAUUUUCAAGGAAGAAUAUUCCAGUUUGAUUUCAACAAACCAGAAGAAGCUGCCAAAGUUCUACCGAUAGAGGGCGACUUUGAUGGCAAAACAUUAAGACCGCAUGGUAUUGAUAUCUGGCAAGAUAAACAAACAGGGAAAGUUAGAUUGUUUGCUGUUAAUCAUUACUCAACUGAAGACACAAUUGAAGUUUUUGAUUUUGACCAAGAGAGGGCAGCAUUGGUACAUCACAGAACCAUACAACACAAGUUUAUAAUCAGUGUAAAUGACCUUGUGGCUACUGGGCCUGAUAGCUUUUACUACACUAACGAUGGAUAUUACCGCGGAGUUAAGCGUACACUUGAAGGACUGCUCCUCAUGAAAUGGGCCAGCAUUGGUUACUAUGACGGCAAGGAAGCCAAGAUCAUCAGAGAGAAUGGUCACUUAUUCAAUGGAAUCAACAUGUCACCUGAUGGAAAGAUAGUGUAUGUCAAUGAGGUUUUUGCAGGAACGAUGGAUAUACUGAAAAGAGAAUCAGAUAAUUCACUCUCUCUGUUAGAGACUGUGACUUUCAACAGCUUGUGCGAUAAUAUUUUUGUGGAUGAAGUUGGAGAUAUUUGGCAAGGCUGCCACCCGAUUGGCUACAAGUUCUCUUUACAUUCUCAAAACUUGUCUGUACCUGCUCCAUCCCAGGUGCUGCAUGUCAAAUUUGCUGAUGAGAGUAGAAGACAGUACGAGAUAAGUGAAGUACUCAGCAACGAUGGAAGUCUGAUCUCAGGAUCGUCGGUAGCAGCAUAUUACAAAGGUUCUAUGCUGGUGGGAACAGUCGUAGAUAAAAUGGCAUACUGCCAAAUUAUAGCAUAUUAGUAUUUUAUUACAUAGUUUAAUCAAACCUGUGUCUUUGCUGUGUGUGAUUGUUUGCUUCGUCAUUUGUUAUUUUUCUUUCAUGUUUGAUGUUUGAGGCUGUCAAAUAUUGUAUAGGAACCUUGUUCCUCCUUGGUUUUGCCCUACUGUUUUUGAGGAAAUAAAUAUAUUAUUAUUAUUAUUAUUAUUAUUAUUAUUAUCAUCAUUAUUAUUAUUUAUAGGUGUAAUUUUGCCCUACCUGACGUGGAAAUGUACCGAAUACUCAGUACAGUUG
Anneissia japonica is the source of this 1403-nucleotide messenger RNA. RefSeq names its product serum paraoxonase/arylesterase 2-like. The transcript is spliced from 9 exons. Lineage: Eukaryota; Metazoa; Echinodermata; Crinoidea; Comatulida; Comatulidae. Gene Ontology annotation, molecular function: arylesterase activity. The record is from RefSeq and is a predicted model, not a curated record. The coding region runs from base 47 to 1132 and encodes 361 amino acids.